UUACAUAAUAAAUACUCAAUUAUCUAUUUUGCUGAAAAAGACAGCGGCAAGUUUUAACACGAUCCGAAAAAACAUUCCAAAAUUUCAAUUGCAACCCCUAAUUGUCAUGUUGGACAUUGACAUUAUGCGACGCUUCCUUUUAUUUACACAAAAUGUCAGUUCAAAGCACUUUGAACGACACUUCUAGUGGCCGACGUUCUGACCAAUCAUAGAGCAAAACAAUAAUUGUUUACAAAUUGUUAACGUGCUGCUAGUCCGUGGCGAUGAUUGUCACUUUUGACAUGUUACGCCCUCCAGCACCAGCGAAAUUCCAGGUUAUCCUCUGUGCUCAGAGUGGCUGUUGUUGCUUCUGGGCGUUGACGAGGAAUCCGCUAAAUAAAUAAAAACUACAAAUCAUGUUAAAACACAAUGCACCGAGUGCUGAAGUGUCUUUGAUUUGCAUAUCAUUUGUGGACGCCUCUCUAUAAAACCGCCAAUAACACGGCAAUCCAGCUUAGUUGACGCCAAAUACUUGGAGCGUCCAUGUCACUUGUAUCGCUAUAUAAUGCCUGCCAGGUGUGCGGAGACCAGAGCUCCGGUAAGCAUUACGGUGUCUCCUGCUGCGACGGCUGCUCCUGCUUCUUCAAGCGUAGCGUCAGGAAGGGCACCCACUAUACCUGCAUCGCUGUGAAGGGCAACUGUGUUGUGGAUAAGGCACGCCGCAACUGGUGUCCCUUCUGCCGAUUUCAGCGCUGCCUGGCUGUGGGCAUGAAUAUAGCUGCCGUUCAGGAGGAACGUGGUCCACGUAGUCAACAGGCACACAGCGCUCAUGGCCAUAGUCGUCGGCUAUUGGCUGUGACGCCUCCGCCAGCUUCGCCAGCUGGGCAGACGCUGCACUUUCAGAUACUGGCACAAAUUCUGGUAACAUGUCUGCGCCAGGCGAAGCUUAACGAGCAGUUUCGGCUGCUGGAGCGCGCCCAGCAAGAUGCCAUUUUGCAGGUGGUCUGGAGCGAGUGUUUCAUCUUGCGCGCAUCGCAUUGGUCUUUGGACAUAAGUGCCAUGAUCGAAAGCUGUGGCGAUGUGCAGCUCAAGCUGCUGCUAUCCGAGGCGCAACAGCUGCGAGCCGAUGUCAUGGAGCUGAAUUUUCUAGAAACGCUUAUUUUAUGCCGCAAAGAACUGGCAUUGAACGCUGAUUAUGCCCUGAUCUUAGAGACGCACUCCAAUGGUGCACUCUGCUCCUUGGCUCGCUACACACUCCAUCGAUCCCAUUGGUUACGCUUUGGUCAACUUUUGCUCGGAUUACGUCAGCUCUGUCUGCGGCGCUACGAUUGCGCCCUGUCCUGUAUGUUUCGCAACGUAGUUAGGGAUAUUUUGAAGACACUUUAAGCACAAGAGCUUAAAUAUUAAAUAUCCAUCAAAUAUAUAAUCUAAUUCGUUUAGUUUUUAAAUAUGAG
Messenger RNA from Drosophila virilis, 1433 nucleotides. It is a transcript of the gene Hr83, whose product is annotated as Hormone receptor 83. Gene Ontology annotation, biological process: cell differentiation; regulation of transcription by RNA polymerase II; anatomical structure development. NCBI's taxonomy places the organism in Eukaryota, Metazoa, Arthropoda, Insecta, Diptera, Drosophilidae. The record is from RefSeq and is a predicted model, not a curated record. Gene Ontology annotation, molecular function: zinc ion binding; nuclear receptor activity; RNA polymerase II cis-regulatory region sequence-specific DNA binding.